AGUUACAGGUCUCGCCUGUCGGUGGAUUCUUGCAUCGGCAAUAGCCGUGAUGUGUAUGGAGCUGCCAUGCGGAAGAAAUCGAAAGUGAAGGUUGAUGAAUCGUGUGCGUCCAUGGCGAGAGAUGUCGGCACCCAUGGAACCCGGUCGGGCCUUCUCCGCACUUAUAUUGUAGGGCAGCAUUGGCACAGGCCGGGUUGGAAAUUCGCGCAUUGGCUGUCUUUGCCAUGUCUCCACGCCGAGCCAAGCUUUUUAUGUUUGGCCGUUUUGGACCCACCGGCAGUCUUUUGUUUCCUCCAUUCCCACCUCGAUUUCGAUCUCUGCUCCCCUUCCCUCCUCAACCUCACUCGACUUAUUCGCUCGAUAGGAGACCGCCAGGCCCGCUGAUCACCCAAUUGGCUCGUCGUCGUUCAAUCGCAGCCACGUCUUGUGUUGUUCACCCUCUCAAACCUCUCGCCCUCAAAGACCCUUCGACGACACACCUCUAGCGGACUAGCGGAGCCUUCGGUCUCUCCACCUCCCUGGUCUUCUUGUAAUCCGCAACUCACGCCCAACACCAAACU
Molecule: messenger RNA, 560 nt
Organism: Canariomyces notabilis
Lineage: Eukaryota; Fungi; Ascomycota; Sordariomycetes; Sordariales; Chaetomiaceae
Exons: 1
Coding region: 225-485 (86 amino acids)
Source: RefSeq, a predicted model, not a curated record